AUGUGCACCCGAACCUUGAUCUACGCAGCUCUUUUGUUGCUUGCGGUAGCGACCACUUCUUCUCAGAAUACAACAAGUGUCCCCAACUCGCCACAAAGUCCGACAUCUCCUUCGCAGCCUUCCGCGAAUUCUUCCGCAUCCGGGUCAAAUGGAUUUGGGUUCGGUUCAGGAGCCCCUGGAACCGGGGGUGGAGGGGGUUUUGGGUCUAACGGUGGCGCUGGAUCUGGAGGCGGUGCUGGUACUUCUCUUGGGGGUUCCGGCGGAGGCGUAGGCGUUGCGGAUGGUUCAUCUGCAACUGGGUCUGGCUGCACAACUGGAUCAUGUGGAGGUGGUGUGGCAGCUGGUGCUGGUCCACUUGACGGUUUCACUACACUUGAGGGAUCUAACGGAAUGGGCUUUGGUUCAGGCGCUCCUGGCACAGGUGGAGGGGGUGGGUUUGGCGCGAACGGAGGUGGUGGUGGCGGUGGUGGUGGUGGUGACAGGCUCGGCGGCACUGGAGGCGGUGGUGGUGCAUCGAAUGGGUCUAUAUCAACUGGAUCAGGUGUGACUAAUUCCUCAUCUGGAAUUGGUACAGUGAACGGUGCCAACGCCGGAACAGUUCCAAUUCCUACUCCAGGCGCUCAACCGACAGCUCAAGCAAUUACAUCAGGAAUGAGAGACGACGAUGUGACAAGCACGACAACUUCAACCGUGGAUGCCAUCCCUCCGACGGUGGACCCUUUACGAACAUCUCCUCCCUUAAGUGUUUCUGGUGGAUACAACGGUGGUGCAACUACCUCAUCGACUACAAACGGAACGAAUUCUGGAGUACCAGCAAGUGCUACAUAUGGACCAUCGGGAGACACGGUACCCACGACGCCCACACCAAUGUCGGCGAAGUCUACUGCGUCCACCCCAGUCCCCUCAAUGCCGGCAGCAACAAAACGACCGCCACCGUCUUCUACUGCAGUGAGUCAACCUUCUAUAUCUUCCUUGCCAACGGCAAUUCCACCACAACGUUCACAGACGACAAAUCUCACGAAAACACUUGGGCCAACUGUGACAGCUAUUGCUCCUGGGGCGUAA
Chondrus crispus (carragheen) is the source of this 1065-nucleotide messenger RNA. RefSeq lists its product as hypothetical. The transcript has a single exon. Bases 1 to 1065 code for a protein of 354 amino acids. The record is from RefSeq and is a predicted model, not a curated record. NCBI's taxonomy places the organism in Eukaryota, Rhodophyta, Florideophyceae, Gigartinales, Gigartinaceae.